AUGCCACCAUCUUUCGAUGCCUGGGAGCAGCAGAUCACCUUACUCCACCAAGACGGGUCCAACUUCACCGUCACCAUGACUGAUUUUGAGUUUUAUCGUCUCUAUGGCAUCCGAAGGGCUAUCAACGUCGGAUCCCAGAUUGGGGCAUCCAUCAUCCUCCUGUUGGUCCUGCUUCUCCUGACGAGGUCCGAGAAGCGCAAGUCUUGGAUUUUCGUCAUGAACGCUCUCUGUCUCGUCACCAACGCCGUCCGCUGCAUCUUGUCGUGCACCUUUCUGACCGGCAACUUCUGGCAUCCUUAUGCUCAAGCUUCUGGGGACUGGAGUCGCAUCACUUCAUCGGACCUCGCUACUACAGUCGCUACCAACACGAUGACCUUGAUCGUCACUAUCUUGGUUAUGGUAUCGCUCAGUUUGCAGGUCUGGGUUGUGUGCAUUACCACCAUACCUGUCUAUCGCUACUUCAUCAUGGGCAUCACCACACUCGUAGCACUGAUCGCAGUCGGGUUCAAGUUCGCCGUCAUCAUAAUAAGCAACGAACAGACGCUGAAGUGGAACGACAUGUUACCCUAUCAAGAUCUCAUCUCGACAUCGUAUAUCAUGCAAGCCGUCGCCAUCUGGCUCUUCAGUUGCGUUUUCACAUGGAAGCUGGGACACGCCAUCAUCCAGAGGCGAAAGCUCAAGAUGCCUCAAUUUGGCCCAAUGCAAAUUGUCUUCAUCAUGGGUUGUCAGACUAUGAUCAUCCCAGGCAUCUUCUCAACACUCGAGUUCCACCGUCAAGUCCCCGAGCUCGGCCAGCAAGUCCUCACAAUCGUCUGCAUCUUCCUCCCUCUCUCUGCCAUUUGGGCCGGCGUCGUCAACGAGUCCAAUGUCGCCUACCGCGGGCCAGACUCGAAUCAACGGCUGCUGCAUAAUCAGUUCUACGGACCUGCCUCAACGUCUUCAAUGACGAGCGGAGCAACCGCGUGCGAGAAGAACCGUCAGCUGAGUAUCGGCACAUACAGAAAGAGUGGCGUUGAGACGGACAGUGUGGCAGCGUCACUCUCUCCGCGACAGAAGAGUCUGUUGGGGGAUGACCGAAUCCACGUCAAUCGCAAGUUCAGCGUGCACAGUGACAGUGCUGAAGACCAGGCUUGA
Messenger RNA from Dothidotthia symphoricarpi CBS 119687, 1134 nucleotides. RefSeq lists its product as uncharacterized. Bases 1 to 1134 code for a protein of 377 amino acids. Gene Ontology annotation, cellular component: G protein-coupled receptor homodimeric complex; membrane. Gene Ontology annotation, biological process: G protein-coupled receptor signaling pathway. The transcript is spliced from 2 exons. The record is from RefSeq and is a predicted model, not a curated record. Lineage: Eukaryota; Fungi; Ascomycota; Dothideomycetes; Pleosporales; Dothidotthiaceae. Gene Ontology annotation, molecular function: pheromone binding; mating-type factor pheromone receptor activity.